AAAAGAAUGAAAAAUUACCAAGUAUCCGUGGAGACAAGGAAAUGCUACCAAUUCACAUUGCAGCUCAGGGCGGCCAUGAAAGGACGGUGGAGUUUCUUCAUAAAGUCCAAGGACCCCUGGGAGAAAUGGAUAGCAACAAAUUGUCUGAUUGCUUGAGGAUAGGUGAAAACAUAAAAAAACUGUAUAGAGCUGCAUUGAGGAAUGACCUGAAAACUAUUAGAGAUGUUUUUACGAAAGAUCCAGAGAAUAUUCCACUGUAUUUAACUGCUAGGAUUUCAAACAACGGUGAUACGGCUCUCCACAUUGCAACUGCGAUAGUUUCUACUGUGUUUGUUCAAGAACUGGUAAAUAAGAUGGAAAAAAAAGAUUUGGCUAUUCAAAAUUGUGAUGGAUGUACUGCUUUUUUUUCUUGCUGCUGCAUCUGGAAGGGUGGAACUUGUCAAGCUGAUGUUUGGGAAGAAUACAGAGUUACCAAGUAUCCGUAGAUAUGACGAGAUCUUACCAAUUCAUAUAGCAGCUCAAGACGGCCAUAAAGAGAUGGCGACGUACCUUUAUGAAGUCACUAAAGAUAAAUUAACAGACGAUGAUCUCAUCAAAUUUCUUCGUGAUCUGGUCGAUAGAACUGAUUUGUUUGGUAAGCAUGU
Messenger RNA from Pistacia vera, 644 nucleotides. RefSeq lists its product as uncharacterized. The coding region runs from base 42 to 485 and encodes 147 amino acids. Lineage: Eukaryota; Viridiplantae; Streptophyta; Magnoliopsida; Sapindales; Anacardiaceae. The transcript is spliced from 2 exons. The record is from RefSeq and is a predicted model, not a curated record.